AUGUGCUUCGCCAUAUAUUUCAUUAGACAACAAAUCAUUGCGGAUCUCAAUGCACGAGUGGAAAGAUUAACCGCAGAUCAUACGUCGCGAGAUGCCACAUUUAUUAUCGAAGGGCAGAGAAUCAUGGUGAUGGUAAACACUGUGAUUGAAGCUAUUAAUGGAAUUACCGCCAAUUACGAAUCUCUUCGUGACCAAUUGGACCAUUUAACUGAAACGGGUUCCAUAGGCAAAUUAAGAUCUGAACAAUUUAAUACGCCACCUGAACAUAUAUCCAAUUCUUCCCGAAAGAUCUCUCACGCUUCUUCCAGUGGUUCAAGCCAAUUAUCAUUUUCCAAUAUUAUCUCAACAACUUGGAACGAAUUCAAACUUAUUUUUGAUAGGAUUAUGGCGGAAAAUAAUUAUUCUUUAGACGAUAUGUGUAAUGCAGUAUCUGUUGAAAUUUAUUGUCUUGGGGUGGGAAAAAUUAACAAGAAGACGAUGCACAAGUAUUCUGACCAUAAGUACUUUGAGCAAAAAUCAAAGUGGACUAUUAAAGGAUUUUUAGAGGAUUGUGUUCUAGAACCGCUUGAACGGAAAACAGAGUGUUAUAUUAUGUGCCUCGAAAAAAUUGCCAAUACUGAAGAAGGCCGGAGGCGUGAUCAAGCAAAUCAACUACUGCGUAGGUAUAGAUCGGCUCCGAGCCGGACUGGCAAUGACUCCACUGGGGCAUGGAUGACCUCUGAGGGAACGCGACCUGAUUAUCAAGUGGCCAAAAAUUGGGACAAUGCCCGUAAAUCCUCGAUUAACCUCUAUCAACCAACAUUUAAUGGCAACUCUCUGGGUGUUGCAAAUAUCAGCGGUGGGACUAUUGUUAUUGGAUCAAAAGAAGAGGCAACAUCUUCGGGUAGUAAACGUGCUUUUGAUAGCACUUUAGAUUCGGAUUUAAUUUCUCCUGCGGGGUCAAGGAGAAAUUAUCAGGAAAUCAGAUCGAUAAUUCAACGUCUGGAUCAGGAUGCAAGAGAUCUUACGAAAAUGAUAAAGAAGACACCAUCCCCAAGGCCAAUCAAUAAAGCACUUAUUAUUAUCACUCCACAAAAACCGACCCUUUCUGAAAAGUCAGCGCAAUACUUACCUAAUCAUAUAACAAUAAAUACAAACGAGCAACAUGCAAUUUUAAAAACUGAGGAGGUUUCUAUAAAAAUUCCGGAUGUAAUUUAUAACUGGCUUAUCAAAACUGAUAAGAAAGAAUUUAAAAAUGCCAUUAUGGCACAAAUUGAAUCGGAUUGUGAAGAUCAUCAUCAUUUUCGUCAAGUAUGCGAACUAAUUCUUUACGACUUGUGGAACCUACACGUGGAAAGAAUUGUCCCACUCUUCAAAGCACUACAAUCAGAAUAUCCAGAAUAUAAAUUCAGCUGGAUCGAGAUUGAAGUAAAAGCAGUUGUAUUUAUUGAGAUAUCUGGUGGCCCUAAUAAACCGGAUGAAAAACACAUAAAAGGGGAUUCAGAGAAACUUUUAAAAGAAGCCACAUUUGGGUUGGUUUCUUUACUUAGGCAUUAUUUGGAUAAAUCUGCAGAGAUGGCAAAGAACUUGCACGUUUAUAUGAUACAAUGCAUCGGUGAUAGGAUGACAUUAAGUAAAUUUUCGCUUAGUGAAAAACAUCAUUACAAAACUUCACAAAUCAAAUCCGCUCGAUUUCCAUUUUCGUUUGUUGAAGUUGCAGAUUAUUUGGAAAUUUUUAAACUGUUAUAUGCUUUAAUAGAUGGGCUUGAAAGUCAAACAAAAGAGCUACACAAAUUAAGGUUAUCCCCUAACGAUUGUGUACCCAAAGUUCGAGACUGGCUUUGGAUUCCGGACACAACUGCAACUUGGACAGGCGAUCAAUGA
This is a messenger RNA of Ambispora leptoticha, 1863 nucleotides long. NCBI's taxonomy places the organism in Eukaryota, Fungi, Glomeromycota, Glomeromycetes, Archaeosporales, Ambisporaceae. The record is from the annotation of a GenBank genome assembly.